Aspergillus campestris IBT 28561 is the source of this 2714-nucleotide messenger RNA. RefSeq names its product putative potassium transporter. Gene Ontology annotation, molecular function: high-affinity potassium ion transmembrane transporter activity. Gene Ontology annotation, biological process: intracellular potassium ion homeostasis; potassium ion import across plasma membrane. Bases 443 to 2488 code for a protein of 681 amino acids. The transcript is spliced from 5 exons. Gene Ontology annotation, cellular component: plasma membrane. Lineage: Eukaryota; Fungi; Ascomycota; Eurotiomycetes; Eurotiales; Aspergillaceae. The record is from RefSeq and is a predicted model, not a curated record.
UCUAUCCAGAUACCAAUCAAUCGAACCCGAAUCGAUCAGAAGACGAGCCAAUACUGAACACAGCCUUGUUACCGCGCAAAGAAAGAACUUUACCGUGCCAUCAAAAACCCCGCAUACACUCACACCAUCUUCUUAUUGGUCUCAAUAAGCACUCAACCGAUACUAUACCAGAUUGUACAAUGGACAUACGUGGAAGAUUGAAAACAGUCCAGUUUUUCCAAAGUCCAUUGGGGUAGUGGUGCACCCCAAAGAAAGGAGUAGGGCACGAGGUGUGCUCGACCAUAUCAUCCGACUUUUACAUACAUAACGCAUACGAGAUACCCUCCGGAGAGACCAUCUAUAACCGCAAAUUUUUGCCCCUUGCUUAGAUACAUCGCCCAAGUUAGGGCUGGGCGAUUGCAUUACAUUUCCGUGCCUUGAGGCCGGAACAGCCGACAUGAUCAUGGCCCUCCGGAGGUGGCAGAAUCUCCUUGGUCGAGGCGUCAUGGCGCUGCUUCCCCCAGCAAACUUUCUCACCCUUCACUAUGCUUAUUUCAUAGCUGUAUCCAUUGUAUGCAGCGUCAUAUUUUGGGGCGCAUCUACGCCUCCCCGCAGCGUAUCAUACGCGGAUUCGCUGUUUAUGUGCGUCAGCGCCAUCACUGGGGCUGGUUUGAAUACUGUGGAUCUAUCUACACUGAACACCUUUCAACAGGCUAUCAUGUUCACACUUCUCAUUGCCGGGCAUGCUAUCCUGAUAUCUAUCACCGUCUUGAUCGUUCGGAGACGGGCCUUCAAGAAAAAGUUCAAAGGCAUCUUGGAGGACCGUGACAUGAAACGCGCAACCCACGGUGCUGUCGUCACGCAUAAUGGUGGGGCGGCUGUGGACGUUGAGAGCCACAGGAAGACACUGUUAGCUCCCCCGGCUACUAUGGCCGAGGGGCAGCCAAGUUCCCGCAACGAUGAACACAUCCACUGGGCUGAUGAUGGAGAUGUGAUUACUCUGGCGAGCAUGCAGACCCGCCAAAGCCAGCACCACCAUCGGGUGUUUCCGAUGGUAGGAGUCGGCGCGCGGUUGGAUUUGAACAACCACCCGCGAGACGCGGCCCCAAAUACGCCCAAUAAUGACGAGAAGGAGGAACCCCGGCUGACAGGUGUGCUCUCGGGAACGCCCAAAGAUCCUGCAUCGGAAGCAUUGGUUUCACGGAACUCGCAGUUUCAUGGCCUCACCCUGGAAGAGCGGGAGCAGCUCGGUGGGGUGGAGUACAAAGCCUUGUGUUUCUUGUCCGUAAUCGUUCCUCUGUACUGGGGAAUGUUCCUUAUCAUCGGUAUUAUCGGGGUCGGAGGUUGGCUGGAAGUAAAUCAUCCUGAUAUACCUGGGAGAAACGGCCUCUCUCCAUUCUGGACGGGCGCCUUCUUCGCGGUAUCAGCUUUCGUGAACAGCGGAAUGGCCCUCUUGGACGCGAACAUGACCGCCCUGCAGACAAGCGCAUACCCACUGCUCACCAUGGGGUUGUUGAUUCUUGCCGGGAACACACUCUAUCCGUGCUUCCUACGCCUCAUCAUCUGGACGAUGAGAAAAAUGGUUCCGGAUCAGCCGUCGUGGGCGACCUGGAAACUGACCUUGGACUUCAUCUUGAACCAUCCCCGGCGGGUGUACACGAACCUGUUUCCGCGACGCCAUACCUGGUACCUACUAGGCACGGUAAUCAUCCUGAACGGGAUCGACUGGGCUGGCUUUGAGAUCCUCGCGAUCGGCAACAAAGCACUCGAGAGCCUCCCCCCAGGCUACCGCGUCCUCGACGGACUAUUCCAGGCCCUAGCCGUCCGCGCCGGCGGUUUCUACGUCGUCACGAUCGCCGACCUUCGACAAGGCCUACUAGUCCUCUACGUCCUAAUGAUGUACGUCUCAGCAUUCCCGCUCCUCAUAACAAUGCGAAACACAAACGUAUACGAGGAGCGCUCGCUGGGAAUCUACGCGCACGAGGACUCAGUCCACGAGACCAACCCGUCCACAGCAUCCCCCAACGCCCUAAUCGACCUAGUCCGCCACCACUUCCUAGGCCGUCAAGACGCAGGCACAGCCGAGUCCUCGCGCGGCUACUUCGUGCACCAACAGCUCCGAUCCCAACUCAGCCACGACGUGUGGUGGAUUGCGCUAGCCGUGCUAUUCAUCGCCAUCGCCGAGGCGCCCCACUACACCGAGAACCCAGUCGCCUACUCGACCUUCAACAUCAUCUUCGAGGUCGUCUCCGGGUACGGCUGUGUGGGCGUCAGCGUGGGCUUCCCUGGUAGCAAUUCGUCGUUUUGCGGCUCGUGGCACACGGUCAGCAAGCUGAUCCUUGCGGCUGUUUGCCUUCGUGGGCGCCACCGCGGCCUCCCUGUUGCUAUUGAUCGCGCUGUCAUGCUGCCUAGUGAGUCGCUGGCGUGGGCGGAGGAGGAAGAUGCUGUGUUGAGACGGGAGCAGACGCGUACGUGGGGGCCGGAAAAAAUGCCUGUUGGGGCUGCUUAGUGGGCUGGUUGGAGUGGGAUUUUCUUUUCUAUGUUCAAAAUUGCAGUUUCAUUUGGUAUAUUGUAUGUUAGUCUUUAAUAUUGUUGUGAUUGGCUGCUUGGGAAACCAGUCGAAUCGAGUUUGCGUGUGUGCACAAGAUUGAUGGAAUUUAUCAAGAUUUCGGAGUUCUAAAUAAGGACUUGCAAAUCUGCAAAUGUAUGAAGAGGCAAGUGUAUUACAAUAAGAG